Messenger RNA from Leishmania mexicana MHOM/GT/2001/U1103, 2811 nucleotides. RefSeq names its product putative protein kinase. NCBI's taxonomy places the organism in Eukaryota, Euglenozoa, Kinetoplastea, Trypanosomatida, Trypanosomatidae. Gene Ontology annotation, molecular function: ATP binding; protein serine/threonine kinase activity. Bases 1 to 2811 code for a protein of 936 amino acids. The transcript has a single exon. Gene Ontology annotation, biological process: peptidyl-serine phosphorylation; signal transduction. The record is from RefSeq and is a predicted model, not a curated record. Gene Ontology annotation, cellular component: cytoplasm; nucleus.
AUGCAAGUCGAUAUCGGCAACAACACAGUCCGGCAGAACUUCAGCAUCGUCUCCAGUGAGGAGAUUCGUCAGCUCAACAAUCGUCUUCAGCAGGCCUACGCAGGUGCAGCGCCCGCUCAAGCUACCGCAGCAGGUCACCAGGAAGGCGGUGGUCCUGGCGCCGUGCUGUCCGACCGACGCGUGAAUCACAACGCUGUUGAAGGAGAAGCCGGUGUACCGAGUAGCCACGAAAACGUUUCCCGCUUGCGUCGGCGCUCGUCUCUGAACCUGAGUCGCUCGUCCGCGGGAUCUCGCCACUCGUAUCACCAGCACCAGGGGAGGCAGCACGGCAGCACUCAACGCGGCCGCUCUGGGCACUCCCAGUCGCCUGAGCAGCCUGCUCUGCCGCCACAGCAGGCGAUUCUUGGGGUAUCGUAUAUCGCUCCCGUUGCGCGGACAACCACCCCGGCGAACCGCAGCACAGCGAUUAACAACGGGUCUGUGUCACGUCGAGCUAACAUUUCCGGCAUACCUCGGAGCCUCAACAGCCACAUUCUACAGCCGCCGCAUCCACAGCAGCUGCUUGCGCAGCCGCCGCAGACACCAGCGGUCUUCGGUGGUGCAGGACCGUCGCCGGCGCCUAUGGCUACCGUCACUUCGACCCCGCAUCGCCAGCAGGGCUGUCCCGAUGCGGCCCAGGACAAGAGCGGGGCAGCCGCUGCUGCAGGAGCCGUAGAUGGCGCGCCCGUGUUCACCGGAGACAACCGUAGCAAAGCGAUACUCGGCAACGAGGGCGACGGGAACUGCCGUGGCGAUGAGGGCAGCGGCCCGCAGGGCGGCGGCGAUGCCGGCAGCCGUAACUGCAACAAUAAACCCGCCGCAGCGGCCAUCCCGAAACUAGCACACACGAAGAUUCAGUUAGGCAUGCGCUUGCGUCGAUGGAUCGUCAUCAAUCGCAUCGGCGCCGGAUCCUUCGGUGAAACGUUCACUGCCAUAGAGGUGGACGGUCCGGCCGAGGAGGAGGAUACUCUCACCGUAGCCUCGGAGAAUCUGACGCUACUGGAAAAUUUGCCCCCGGUGGAGGAGCGCAACGAGGUGUGCAUCAAAGUAGAGCAAGAAAACAAAAAUGUACUGCGACUGGAGGCGUUGGCCUUAAAGAAGGUGCAGCCCUGUCCCCAAGUGGUGCGCUAUCUUGGUAGCGGCUGCACGAAUGGAAUGAACUACCUGGUGAUGGAGAAGUUAGGGUCGAACCUAGCGGAGCUGCGCCGUCGCAGUCAGCAUGGCACCUUCAACAUCUACACGACACUCAAAGCCGGCGUCUCGUGCCUGACAGCGAUCCGCGGAGUUCAUGACCUUGGGCUGGUGCACCGUGACAUCAAGCCGUCGAACUUUGUCACCGGGCUGCCUGGCACUCCAGAUCAUACCACGUGCUACUUGAUCGACUUCGGCCUCGCCCGCCGCUUCCGCCGCUCGAACGGCGAAAUUCGCCCGCCGCGGGAAAACGCUGGGUUUCGUGGAACGAGCCGGUACGCCUCUGUCGCCUCGCACCACCACCAGGAGCUGGGCCGCGUAGAUGACUUGUGGAGCUUGCUCUUCAUGCUCGUAGAGUUUGCUACCGGGACGCUACCGUGGCGCAAGUACAAGGAGAAGGAUGACAUUGGACGCUGCAAAGAGGAGUCCAUCAGCCCGCAUCUCGUGCGCAACCUGCCACGCGAGUUUCAGCCCUUCUUAGCUCACUUGCAGACCCUCCGCUACGAGGACGAGCCGGACUACGACCUGCUCCUCACUCUCAUGCAUCGCGCGCUAGACCGUCGCGGCUACCCACCCAAUAAACCCGUAGAGUGGGAGAUCGACUCGUCGAUGGCGGACUCCGGCAUAGACGCCGACGGUGCUCCUGUGGCUGACCCAGGUGCGGGAGUCGUGCAGGGCUCUGUGGCUCACCUUCGCGAUGUCGGCCCGGCACCUGACGCUGCCGGAAAUGGGCAUUCGAUCGACGGCAAAGCGAGUGGCAGGCCGUUGCCACCGCCGCCCCGUAGAGCGGCUCCGCUGCCUGGCACUGCAGAAAUGGGUUCACGAGAGCUACUGCACCCCGAUGCGGCCCAGCCGAACAGCGUUGCCAGCCGCGUAGGCAGCGGCAAUGGCGCUGCAGGAAAUGGCGUAAGCAUGAGUGGAUACCCGGCCGACAUUCUGCGUCCGCAUAACAGCGGCACACUACGUGUGAGCGAGGUUGACCUUGGGGGCUCUGGCGGGGGUCAGGAUAGUAUGCACGGCAACCCCUCGGUCGGAGUAGAUGCUUCCGUGCAGUACGGUCGGCAGAGCCCGCAAGGCGGGUCUGCUGACAUUCCUAUAGCUACAGCGGGUCUUGCUGUCGAAGGCAGUGAGUUACCCCGCGCACAACCCAGCUCGGGUGAGUACGACCACAACGAAUACUCCCUGCGUGAAAACGGGAGUGGUGCGUACAGUCUUCCCAUGGCGCCUGUUUCCCAGCUCAACGCCGCGAUAGCUUCUGGUGCUGAUCCCCCCGGCAGCUCUCCAACAGGAGGCCCGCUAGUGAAUUCCGCGCUGGAACCAAACAACGCUACUCAGUGGAGAGAGACGGCCGCUGAACGCAACGGGCUACAGCGUCGAGCAGAUCAUCAGCAUCACGAAAACGAAUGCGGCGAUCCAAACAACAUGAAGAAGGGGGCAGGCCGAUUCCACCAGCACAUGGUCGGCCCCACCGCCGACCUUGACGCCCCCACGAUAACAGACGAGCAAGGGGAUGCACACGGCGGUAAGGAUGGUAAGGCGUCAUCUAAGAAGAAGUUACACUGCGAUUGCGUUGUCAUGUAG